CUGUAUACCUUGUCUUGGAUAGUCUUGGAUAAAGAAGAUACGUCCAUCCAUUAGCCCAGAAGCAAAGAACAGGAGCAACCAUGUCUUCCUCCGACGCAACACACCCGACGGGCACAUCGACUGCCGCACCACCCCUUGCUGGUAGUACUCCUACUUCUACUUCUACUUCUACUUCUACUCAGGGACCUGAUACUCAUGGUGCUGGAGUACCCAGUCAUGGAGCUGGAGCUAGCAGUGGUGCCGCUUCAGGUACAGGCACAGGCACAGGUGCAGGUACAGGUGUAGGUGCAGGCAGUACAGCUCCAGGCACCCACUCGGGGACAGUUCCAACGCCUGCCUCUUCCUCCAACUCCAACUCCAACACCGGCUCCGCUACCGGCACCGGCUCUACUACCGGCACCGGCACCGGCUCCGGCACGGGCACGGGCAAGCUCUCCACUUCUGAAGCGCAGGCUGAAGCCAUUCCAGGGCACGCAGGUAUGGAUCCUGAGAUUCCCAAGAGUGCUAGUGAGGCUCCUGUUUUCGGUGUUGAAGGGGGGAAGGAGGUUCCUUUUGGAGAACAGGUAAAGGGGCAUGCGAAGUAAGUGUCAGAGCGAGAGCGAGAGCGAGAGUGAGGCGCAGCACUUUCCUUCUCCUGCUUGUUUGACUCACGACUUUCCCUUCCCUUAUUUGUCCUUGGCGCCCGCUCUGUAGGUACUUUGCAGGCAAAAUCUUUGGUAAAGAUCACGAGGUCCAGCAGGGUGCUGCACGUGUAAGGGGAGAGUCGCACACACUGCCAGAGGAUGUGAAGCAUCCAAAGAUGAAGCAG
Molecule: messenger RNA, 808 nt
Organism: Microstroma glucosiphilum
Lineage: Eukaryota; Fungi; Basidiomycota; Exobasidiomycetes; Microstromatales; Microstromataceae
Exons: 1
Coding region: 81-584 (167 amino acids)
Source: RefSeq, a predicted model, not a curated record